AAAAGGUUUGGGCUACCUGACUAUUAUGGCACCAAGAAAUCUCUUGUAUAUGGCACCGAGUAACUUUCUCCUUGGCUCAAGAUUUUGGAUGACUCAAUUUUCAACAGAAAUCCUGUUCAAAUCAGUUUCAUUUAGGCUUUUUGGUGUCAAGUGCAAUAAUACAGAGUCUUUGGAGAAGGUUGAUCUACUGAACAACUUACUUACUAUGGGAGUAGAUAUUGACAUGGCAAAGAAACGACAGCCUGGAGUUUUUAACAGGAUGAUUACUAAUGAGCAGGACCUGCAGAUGUUCCUUCUGUCCAAAGGAGCUAGCAAAAAAGUGAUUGCUAGCAUCAUAUCAAGAUAUCCACGAGCUAUAACACGCACACCUGAAAGUCUUUCAAAACGAUGGGAUCUGUGGAGAAAGAUUAUGGCAUCAGACCUUGAAAUUGUAAAUAUUUUGGAACGUUCUCCAGAAUCCUUUUUUCGGUCCAAUAACAACCUAAACUUAGAGGAAAAUAUAAAGUUCCUCUACUCAGUUGGAUUGACCCGUAAAUGCCUUUGCCGAUUGUUGACCAAUGCUCCACGUACCUUCUCCAAUAGUCUUGAUCUGAAUAAACAGAUGGUUGAACUUUUACAAGCAGUCUGUUUAUCCUUGGGCCACAAAGAUCCUGCAAAAUUUGUCAGAAAGAUAAUUUUAAAAAAUCCUUUUAUCUUAAUUCAGAGCACCAAACGGGUGAAAGCAAACAUUGAGUUUUUACAGUCAACUUUCAACUUGAACAGUGAGGAGCUGCUGGCUCUCAUAUCUGGCCCAGGAGCUGAAAUCCUAGACCUUUCCAAUGACUAUGCCAAAAGAAACUACACAAAUAUCAAAGAGAAACUGUUUUCUCUUGGGUGUACUGAAGAAGAGGUACAGAAAUUUGUCUUAAGCUAUCCUGAUGUGAUCUUCUUGGCAGAGAAGAAGUUUAAUGAUAAAAUAGACUGCCUCAUACAAGAAAAAAUUAGCAUUUCACAAAUAAUUGAAAGUCCUCGUGUUCUGGACUCAAGCUUAAGUACUUUAAAAAAUAGAAUCAAAGAAUUGAUAAAUGCUGGCUAUAACUUGAGUACAUCUAGUAUCACUCUUCUGUCUUGGAGUCUAAAAAGAUACAAAGCUAAAUUAAGAAAGUUAAAUGGCUAG
Orycteropus afer afer is the source of this 1156-nucleotide messenger RNA. RefSeq names its product mitochondrial transcription termination factor 1 (gene MTERF1). NCBI's taxonomy places the organism in Eukaryota, Metazoa, Chordata, Mammalia, Tubulidentata, Orycteropodidae. Gene Ontology annotation, molecular function: double-stranded DNA binding. Gene Ontology annotation, biological process: termination of mitochondrial transcription; regulation of DNA-templated transcription. Gene Ontology annotation, cellular component: mitochondrial matrix. The record is from RefSeq and is a predicted model, not a curated record.